UCAUCGAUAUGGCAUCUUAAUACAUGUAUUUUCUAUGCGUACGUAUUGUAUGCAUGGCCGUAUCGACUGUGUAACAAUGAAAACACGUUGCUGAGAUGAGAAGAUGAGACAGGAAGAUAAAUAACAACUGGAAUCCCGUCUUCCUUUCUUUGGCCUCCUUGCUUUUAGAAACCAUAUAGUAGAUGUAAAUAUUAGCAGUUUAUGAGAGAGAGAGAGAGAGAGAGAGAACGAGUUUUAGUGCCGAUCAAAACAUGAAGAUUAACGCCAGCUGAAGGGGCAUUAGAAUCAGAGAGAAAUACCUAAGAAUGUGGAGAAUGUGAAGCAGGUUCAGGAAGAAAGUUGUAAUAAAAUGUGGAGAAUGGCACACAAAGAAAACUGACCUAAAAGCUAUUGCUUAGGGAAGCAGAGAGGCAACAUGCAGGGGAGUAUGAUUGAGCCACAAAGCCAAGAGACCGAUGCAGGGGGAGAGAAGGAAGGUAGAAAGAAGGGAACAGGUGAAGCUGGAAAGCACAAGGAAGGUGUUGUGACUGUGGAUGGGGGGUGGUGGUGGAGCCCCUUUUUCCCCCUAUGGAGGCUGCAAGAAUCCAAAUGGGAUCAAGAAGCCUCUCUCUCUCUCUCUCUCUCUCCAACUACAAAUACCACCCCCUCCCUCCUUUCUCUCACUCCUUCUCAGCCUGCCUCUGUCUCUUCCAAGAAGCACAAACCGGCACAAUCUAUCUAUCCCAUCCUUCCCAACUCUCGAGGAAAGGAUACCUUGGACUGCGAGUGCCGUCCUUUUUUGAGUGUACCACAUAGUACAAGGAGGAUGUCGGUGGCUGUCAUGCAAAGCUCAUCGACUACCUUCCUCCUGAGGCGGUCUCGCAGCUUGUUGAGCCAGGAAAGCCUCGAGAUCUGCACCGAGAACCUCGGCUCCGAGACGGGCUCCGAAUACUUCUCCUUCAUGGAUGACCUCGACUACUGCGGUCCACUCCAGGGCUUCGACGUUGAGAAGGAAGAAGAGAAGAAAGAUAGCGAAGAGAAGCACUUCGUUGUACCGGAAGCUGGAGCCGAGGCGAGCGGAGUGCGGCGGCACCAGGCGAAGGAGCUGAAGUCGGUCAACUACCACUGCUACUGCUCCAUUGGCAGGCGGUCGCCACUGAAGUCGUUCCCCCCGCCGCUCCCGUCGAUCUCUCGACGCAAUGGGCCGUGCCUCCACAUGCGGCCUCACCGCCGCGACGGGCGCCUCGUCGUCGAGGCCGUCCUCGUUCCUUGUCAGAACUACCUUCACGCCCAGCGCGUGGACGGCCGCCUCCUGCUCUCCUUCAUCGAUGCCACGUCCGAAGACGAGCCGGGUUAUGAGUCCGAGACCUUACAAUCACGCGAACAACAAGAUGUUGAUGCUAAAGACGAAGAAGUAACCGAUAUAACGCAAUUGGAGGUAGAAUCAGAAGAAAAGAACUGCCGUGAAGAAGAGGAAGAGGAAGAAGAAGAGGAAGUGGAAGUGGUAGACAGGGGCACUGUCGUCGAGGUGAAGGUGAGCAGGCAGCCCCAGCAACAGAGUGGCGCCACCAAAGUGCACCGGUCUUCGCUCGUCAUCAACAAGUUCGUCGGCGGCACGCCGCUGUCGGACGACGACAGCACAAGCAAUCAGAACAAACACAACCGCCGUGUCGCAUCAGCUCCGUCAGCCACGCGGGCAUCACCGACGGCCACCACAGCGGCGGCGGCGUCCACGCUCAGUGCAGCCACGGCAGGCUACAACGAGCACGGCCACGGCGGGCCAUGGGAACACCACUCGCCGCAGGAAAACAAGAUCCUAUUCACUUCCAAGCGGCGGAGCCGCCAGGAGCUGCUGCACAACAUGAGGAGGUGCAGCCAGCUACGGAGGCCGCUGUUCAUAUGGGAGCCCUGUUGCAUUGCCACUUCCUCUUAAGACCACUCGCUAGCAUUCCUAACCAUGUCCAAACCCUCACCGUGUGGUUUGAUCUAUCUCCCCUGUAUCGCAGUCAAUCUUCUUUUCUUCCCACCAAUGAUUAAGUUGGACACUACAAUAGA
Messenger RNA from Musa acuminata AAA Group (dessert banana), 2034 nucleotides. Its product is annotated as protein FAF-like, chloroplastic. The transcript has 2 exons. The coding region runs from base 416 to 1912 and encodes 498 amino acids. Lineage: Eukaryota; Viridiplantae; Streptophyta; Magnoliopsida; Zingiberales; Musaceae. The record is from RefSeq and is a predicted model, not a curated record.